GUGCGGGGGCCGCGGGUUCGAGGCCGCGCUCGGCGCCUUUGGCUCCGCCGGGCUCGGCUCCUGCGGCUCCGCCGGGCUCGGUGCUCCGCUGCCCGCCCGCCAUGGCCCGGCGCAGCGCCCUCUCCAUCCGCAUCGUGGAGGGCAGGAACCUGCCCGCCAAGGACAUCACGGGGAGCAGUGACCCGUACUGCAUCGUGAAGAUCGAUGAUGAAGCCAUCAUCAGGACUGCCACGGUGUGGAAGACGCUGUCCCCGUUCUGGGGGGAGGAAUACGAGGUGCAGCUCCAGCCUGGUUUCCACAGCAUCUCCAUCUACGUCAUGGACGAGGAUGCCCUCAGCCGUGACGACAUCAUUGGGAAGGUCUGCAUCACCCGGGACAUGCUGGCAGAGCACCCCAAGGGAUACAGCGGCUGGAUGAGCCUCAGCGAGGUGGAUCCUGAUGAGGAGGUGCAGGGGGAGAUCCACCUGCGGGUGGAGGUCCUGGGCAGCCAGGGCAGCCGGCGGCUGCGCUGCUCCGUGCUGGAGGCCAGGGAUUUGGCCAGGAAGGACCGGAAUGGUGCCUCCGACCCCUUUGUCCGCCUGCGCUACAACGGGAAGACGCAGGAGAGCACCGUGGUCAAGAAAUCCUGUUACCCUCGCUGGAACGAGACCUUUGAGUUUGAGCUGGCCGAGCCCGCUGAGGAGAAGCUCUGCGUGGAGGUGUGGGACUGGGACCUUGUGGGCAGGAACGACUUCCUGGGCAAGGUGAGUCCCAAACCCUUUCAGUGCUGCCAGGGUCCAGCCUGGCUGCACUCCCAGGCCUCUCCUGCCUUCCCCUCCCAGGUGGUGUUCAGUGUCCAGGGGCUGGAAGCAGCUGGGCAGGAGGAGGGGUGGUUCAGGCUGUGCCCAGACAAGUCUAAGCCGACAGAGGACGAGCGCCGGGGCAGUCUGGGCUCGCUGCAGCUGCAGGUGAAGCUCCGGGACGAGACGGUGCUUCCCUCCCACUGCUACCAGCCCCUGGUGCAGCUCCUGUGCCAGGAGGUGAAGUUGGGGCGCCAGGAUGGCCAAGUGCACCUGGUCACCCUCCUGGACGAAACCACCACGGCCGAGUGCCGGCAGGAGGUCGCCAUCAACUUGGUCAAACUCUUCUUGGGCCAGGGGCUGGUCAAGGAGUUCCUGGACCUGCUCUUUGAGCUGGAGCUGGCCAAGCCCUGUGAGCCCAACACUCUGUUCCGGAGCAACUCUCUGGCCUCAAAGUCGAUGGAGUCCUUCCUCAAGGUGACAGGGAUGCCAUACCUGCACUUUGUCCUGGGUCCCACCAUCACCCGUGUGUUUGAGGAGAAGAAAUACGUGGAGCUGGAUCCCGGAAAGGUGGAGAUCAAAGACGUCGGGUGCUCGGGGCUGCACCGGGUGCAGACGGAGGGCGAGGUGAUCGAGCAGGGCCGGCAGCACCUCCAGUCCUACCUGGGCGAGCUCCUGGAUGCCAUCGUCAGGUCGGCCCCGGCGUGUCCGCCCCUGAUCCGCGCCGCGUUCCGCCAGCUCUUCCAGCGCGUCGGGGAGCGCUUCCCGCAGCACCAGCACGCCAAAUUUGUGGCUGUCACCAGCUUCCUGUGCCUGCGCUUCUUCUCGCCGGCCGUGAUGACCCCCAAGCUGUUCCAGCUGCGGGCCGCACACGCGGACGCGCGGACCGGCCGCACGCUGCUGCUGCUGGCCAAGGCCAUCCAGCUGGUCGGGAACAUGGAGCCGGCGGCCGGGCGCGCCAAGGAGACGUGGCUGUCGCCGCUGCUGCCCGCCCUGCAGGAGGGCACAGCCCGCAUGAGGGACUUCAUCACCCGCCUGGUGGGCACGGAGGAGGAGAAGGGUGAGGAGGAGGGUGAGGGGCGGCCGCUGGGGCCCCCGCCGGCCGUGGUGAAGGAGGGGAUGCUCCUUGUGCACAAGACACGGGGCAAGGGCCCGCUGCUCGCCGCUGCCGCCGGCAAAAAACUCAAUUUCUGCCUCACCGGGGAGUCCCUGAGCUUCGGCAAGAGCCCCGGUGCGGAGCGUAUCGGUGCCAUCGCCCUGGGCGACAUCCUGGCGGCCGAGAAGGUGGAGGAGAAGAGCUUCGGCAGCUCCCACGUCAUGCAGGUGGUCUACAUGGGCACGGGCGGGCAGCAGGAGACGGCUUACCUGCAGUGCAAGUGUGUCAACGAGCUGAACCAGUGGCUGUCAGCCCUGCGCAAAGUGUGCGGCAACAACCCCCGCGUGCUCCGCUCCUACCACCCCGGCGUCUUCCGCGGCGACAAGUGGAGCUGCUGCCACCAGCGCGACAGGACAGGGUUGGGAUGCGACCGGACCCGGCACGGCGUCACCCUGCAGGACUGGAGUGACCCGCUGGACCCCUCGGUGGAGGCUCAGCGGCUCUUCCAGCACCUGCAGGGCCUGCGGGGGACGCUCAGGGACAAGUACUGGGAGCUGCUGGAGCUGCUGGAGCCGGGGGCGGCCCGGAACGGUGAAGACGCUGCCCUGCCCGAGGGGCUGAGCCGGCUGCUGGCGGUGCUGGGGGAGCUGGAGCGCUGCCACCGCCGGGAGCGGCCCCCGCCGCCGGCCCCGGCCCUGCUGCGGCUGCAGACGUGAGGGAGAAAUAAAGGCACUUGUACCCUG
Molecule: messenger RNA, 2618 nt
Organism: Taeniopygia guttata (zebra finch)
Lineage: Eukaryota; Metazoa; Chordata; Aves; Passeriformes; Estrildidae
Source: RefSeq, a predicted model, not a curated record